CCUGCUGCACUUCAGCCUCUUCGCCCCUGCCUGCACUCCACCGGCUCAGGUGUGCCGUUAAGGCCUCCACGCUCAUACCAUUAACCUUACGGCUUCUCCUGCUUUCCCUGUUUCCCACUCUCUGCCAGAGCUGCUGUCUCUCUGGUGGCUCCUUCUCCCUUGGGUAGGCCUGCAGGUGCAGAAGGCACAGGCUGCCCUCCUGGUCCUGCCCUGCCCUGCCUGGGACAGAUAGCGCUGGGACAUGAUGGCUGGAGGACGCGAGCGGAGCAUGAAGGCCCUGAUGGAGGUGUGGAGAAGAGCAGAAAACUCUUUAUGUGCAGAUUGUGGGAAGCCAGAUCCCGACUGGGCAUCCUCUACUCUGGGUGUUUUUAUAUGCCUCAGCUGUUCAGGAAUUCAUCGCAACAUCCCUAGCAUCAGCAAAGUCAAAUCCCUGAAGAUGGACCACUGGGAUGAUGCCCAGGUGCAGUUUCUGGCCAAGCAUGGGAAUGCUGUGACUAAAGGCAUAUAUGAAGCUCACGUCCCUAUUUACUAUUACCAGCCAACCUACAGUGACUGCCAUGUGCUGAGAGAACAGUGGAUACGGGCCAAAUAUGAACGCAGAGAGUUCACUGAGCCAGGAAAACAGCUGCCAUAUUCUGAUGGGGUGAAGGAAGGCAUCCUCUGGAAGCGAGGUCGGGACAACGGGCAGUUCCUACCCCGCAAGUUCCUCUUGUCUGAGAGAGAGGGAUGUCUGAAGUAUUUCACAAAGCAGGAUGCCAAAGAACCCAAAAUCAAUAUUAAAAUAGAUGUCAUCAAUGCUACAUUUCAACCAGUGAAGAUUGGAAACCCCAAUGGCCUGCAGAUCACCUAUCUCAAAGACAACAAGACCCGGAAUAUAUUUGUCUACCAUGAAAGUGGAAAGGAGGUAGUGGACUGGUUCAAUGCCAUUCGCUCUGUGCAGUUCCAUUAUCUGAAGGUAGCAUUUCCCAUUGCCAGUGAUAAUGAGAUAAAAAAUCGGCUGACAAGAAACUUCCUGAAGGAGGGAUACAUGGAGAAGACUGGUCCCAAGCAGAGAGAGGCUUUUAAGAAGCGCUGGUUCACGCUGGAUCACCGCAGGCUCACGUAUUUCAAGGACCCUUUGGAUGCAUUUGCUAAAGGUGAAGUGUUCGUGGGCAGCAGAGAUAAUGGAUAUAGUGUCCAGAAGGGAUUGCCUACAGGGACACAGGGCAACUUCUCUUGGCACUAUGGCCUUACCAUUGUCACUCCCGACCGGGAAUACCUCUUCACCUGUGAGACAGAGACUGACCAGCUGGACUGGAUCUCAGCCUUCACCAGUGUCAUCAACCAGGCCAUGACCCCACAAGAAUACGCAAUUGAAGCCUACUUCAAGUUUAAAUCCUAGGAAGCCAUGGAGGAACCUGCUAUGACUUGACUCUACCUGGUCCUGCUGCUGGGCUGUCAGGAGAGAAGAUCAACAUCAGAGAAACACAGUGCUCUUGAAGCACCCUUUGAAG
Molecule: messenger RNA, 1493 nt
Organism: Melopsittacus undulatus (budgerigar)
Lineage: Eukaryota; Metazoa; Chordata; Aves; Psittaciformes; Psittaculidae
Product: arf-GAP with dual PH domain-containing protein 1-like
Exons: 11
Coding region: 242-1381 (379 amino acids)
Biological process (GO): positive regulation of GTPase activity
Cellular component (GO): plasma membrane; cytoplasm; intracellular membrane-bounded organelle
Molecular function (GO): phosphatidylinositol bisphosphate binding; GTPase activator activity; phosphatidylinositol-3,4,5-trisphosphate binding
Source: RefSeq, a predicted model, not a curated record